Molecule: messenger RNA, 1412 nt
Organism: Setaria italica (foxtail millet)
Lineage: Eukaryota; Viridiplantae; Streptophyta; Magnoliopsida; Poales; Poaceae
Product: probable (S)-ureidoglycine aminohydrolase
Exons: 13
Coding region: 106-1029 (307 amino acids)
Molecular function (GO): ureidoglycine aminohydrolase activity
Source: RefSeq, a predicted model, not a curated record
GGCGACAGUGUCAUCCGCACGCUCCCCGAGUUCCCCCUCCACCUUCCUUCCAUCUCUUCUCCGCCUCCGCUGCUCUCCAAAAAUUUGCGAAUCACUCCGCGGCAAAUGGCGAGCACCCCAAUCCGCUCCCUCUUCCUCUUCGUCCUCGCGGCGUCGCUGCGAUGCGGAGCGGCGGCUGGAUACGGAGAUGCCGGCGAGGGUUUCUGCUCGGCGGAGCCGUCGAGCGGGUGCUCCGGGGGGCCGCCGCUCUACUGGAAGGCUACCCACCCCACCCUCGCGCCCGCGCACCUCCAAGAUUUACCUGGCUUCACACGUAGCGUUUUCAAAAGGGAUCAUGCUUUAAUAACACCAGAAAGUCAUGUAUUCGGUCCUCUGCCUGAUUGGAUCAAUACAUUAGGUGCAUAUUUGAUCAGUCCAGCCAUUGGUGCACACUUCACUAUGUACCUGGCAAACAUGCAAGAUGGCUCAAAAUCAGCCCUACCACCGAAAGAUGUUGAAAGGCUCGUUUUUGUACUACAAGGCAGCAUUUUAUUGUCUGCGGGGACUGAAACUACCCAUUCUCUGUCGGUGGAUUCCUAUGCGUAUCUUCCUGCAAACCUAGAACAUUCUAUGAUCUCAGAUGAAUCAACCACUCUUGUAAUAUUUGAGAGGAGGUACAGUGCCACCGAGGAUUCCCACCCUGAUCUAAUUGUUGGUUCAACAGAUAAGCAACCCCUUCUUGAAACCCCAGGAGAGGUAUUUCAACUGAGGAAGCUGCUACCAACUUCGAUGCCUUAUGACUUUAAUAUCCAUAUAAUGGACUUUCAACCAGGCGAAUAUCUCAAUGUGAAGGAGGUCCACUAUAAUCAACAUGGGCUUCUGCUUCUAGAGGGGCAAGGAAUAUACCGAUUGGGGGAUAGCUGGUACCCUGUUCAAGCAGGUGAUACCAUUUGGAUGGCACCGUUUGUUCCUCAGUGGUAUGCCGCGCUUGGUAAAACCAGGACCAGAUACUUGCUGUACAAAGAUGUCAAUAGGAACCCAUUGAUAUGAUCAAAGAAAUCAUUCUCGAUGGAUACCAAUAAAGCAAUAAAUCAAAAUGUGGAGCUGUGCCAGCUAUGAAGAAAUUCCCUAGGAGAUGGUUACAGGAAGGUUACAGGAAGGAGAAAAAAGGAUCUUAUUGUAGAUUGUACCUGAGAAGUCUCCGAAUCAAAUGGCGUGGAAAUUCAAAUGUGCACUUUUGAUGUUUAUGACUGCCGAUACAUUUUGAAUUGUGAAACUUCCUGUACCGUGUUGUGGACAGCACUUGAGUACUUGACAAGUUGGAUAUGCUGUUGGCACUUCUGAAAUCUCUUUUAUGGCCAAUCCUAUGAAUUUUAGUUGUGGUUCUAGAAACAAACACUUUUUAAAUUCAAAGAUUGGUGCCUUCUCUUUUC